Molecule: messenger RNA, 7412 nt
Organism: Pseudoliparis swirei
Lineage: Eukaryota; Metazoa; Chordata; Actinopteri; Perciformes; Liparidae
Gene: sbf1
Product: SET binding factor 1
Exons: 39
Coding region: 125-5452 (1775 amino acids)
Source: RefSeq, a predicted model, not a curated record
UGCAGCUGGAAGGAUGCUACUGUCGCCCGUGAUGUGUCUACCGCCGGCGGGACGUACGAGCACUACUGACGGCCCCGAGAGGAGAGGAUUACGCGAGGAGGGCUCGUCGCCGUGAGCCUAGAAGAUGGCCCGGCUCGCCGACUACUAUCUAGUGGUCGGCUACGACCUCGACAAGCGAGCGGAGGGCGAAGGUCAAGGUCGCAUUCUGCAGCGGUUUCCUGAGAAGGACUGGGAGGACAGCCCCUUCCCACAGGGCGUAGAGCUGUUCUGUCAGCCCAGCGGUUGGCAGCUGGUUCCUGAGCGCCAGCCGGCCUCGUUCUUCGUAGCGGUUCUGACGGACAUCAACUCAGACCGUCACUACUGUGCCUGCUUCACCUUCUGGGAGGGCCUGGACAACCCACAGGUGAGACCCUCCCCACAGGCCGGCGAGGAGGACGAGGAGGACGAGGAGGACGAGGAGCCGACUCGGGUCUACGCCCCCAAGAGCCUGGUGCUGGUCUCCAGACUGGACCUCACGGAGGUCUUCAGGAACUGUUUGGGGUUGAUCUACCCCCUCCCAUGGCUUGCGGUGGCCCAGCUCUUCAGACAGCUCGGCAUCGUCAACGUGUUGUUCCUGUUCUGCGCGGCGCUGACGGAGCACAAGAUCCUGUUCCUGUCCAGCAGCUACCAGAGGCUGACGGACGCCUGCCGCGGCCUGCUGGCCCUCAUGUUCCCCCUCAAGUACAGGUGGGGGUCCCCUCCUCCUCCGAGGCCCUGUGUUUUGGAUCCCGAGCUGGAGCUCGCCGACCACGCCUUCCCCCCCCCCUCCACGCAGCCCUCAGCGCUCAAGAUCCAGGACAAGGAGCUCCGGGCUGUGUUCCUGUGGCUGUUCGCUCAGCUCUUCCAGGGCUACCGCUGGUGUCUGCACAUCAUCCGCAUCCACCCAGAACCCGUGAUCCGCUUCCACAAGGCCGCCUUCCUGGGUCAGAGGUCGCUGACGGAGGAGGACUUCCUCAUGAAGGUGCUGGACGGCAUGGCGUUCGCAGGCUUCGUGUCGGAGCGAGGGCCCCCGUACCGCGCCACCGACCUGUUCGAUGAUCUGGUGGCCAAUCACGUGGAGCGGAUACGACAAGAGGAGGCGUGUCCACACAAAGUCCUGAGCCACGUCCGAGAGCUGGCCGAGCAGCUCUUCAGAAACGAGAACCCGUAUCCCUCCGUUGCGAUGCACAAAGUCCAGCGGCCGUCGGAGCGCAGCCAGAGCGCGGCUCAGACGGCGUCUCUGUUCCCCGCGCUGGACGACGUGGCGGUGCAGCUCUUCAUCGACCACGCCGCCUCCAAGCUCAGGACGGCGCCCGCUGUGGUCAGGGUGGAGGUCAAGGCCAUGGUGCCGUCGGGGCCUCCACUGGGAGACAUCGUGGACAGGAACGGCCACGUGCUCGCCAACAGCGCCCGGCGGCUGGAGGUGGUGAGGAACUGCAUCACCUACAUCUUUGAGAACAAGAUGCUGGAGGCCAAGAAGUUGAUGCCGGCGGUGCUGCGGGCGCUGAAGGGCCGGGCGGCCCGGGUCUGCUUGACCCAGGAGCUCAAUCAGCACGUCCUGCAGAACCGAGCCGUGCUGGACGACCAGCAGUUCGACUGCGUGGUCAGGAUGAUGAACUGCACCCUACAGGACUGCUCUCACAUCGACGAGCAGGGCAUCGCUGCUGCCCUCCUGCCACUGGUCACCGCCUUCUGCAGGAAAAUGGGCGCGGGCACCACCCAGUUCGCCUACAGCUGCGUUCAGGAGCACAUGGUCUGGACCACCAUGCAGUUCUGGGAGGCCAUGUUCUACAGCGACGUGCAGAGCCACAUCAGAGCUCUGUACCUGGAGACCGAAGAAGAGGAGCAGCAGAACGACCACGAGGACGUGUCGGGCGACGGGAGGGAGGUCGGCGCCCUGGAGCUGGCGGCGGAGCAGAGCCGGCUGUGGCCCGCGCUCAGCAGGGAGCAGCAGACUGAGCGCGUGCAGAAGGAGGAGAGCACGGUGUUCAGCCAGGCCAUCCACUACGCCAACAGGAUGAGCUACCUGCUGCUGCCGCUGGACACCAGCAAGAACCGGCUGCUGCGCUCCACGGGCCUCGGGGACCUGGAGAGCGUCAGCAACAGCUACGUCACCAGCAGCAUUGCCGGUAGCGUGGCGGAGAGCUACGACACGGAGAGCGGCUUCGAGGACGCCGAGAGCUCCGACGUGGCCAACGCCGCGGUGCGCUUCAUCAACCGCUUCGUGGACAAGGUGUGCAACGAGAGCGGCGUGACCAACGAGCACCUGAAGGCCCUGCACGCCAUGAUCCCAGACAUCGUGCAGAUGCACAUGGAGACGCUGGACGCCGUCCACCGGGAGAGCAAGAGGCUGCCGGCCGUCCUCAAGCCCAAGCUGCUGCGGCCCACGCUGCUGCCCGGCGAGGAGCUGGUGAUGGACGGCAUGCGGGUCCACCUGAUCCCCGACGGGCGCGAGGAGGCCACGGGGCUCACGGGGGGGGCGGCGCUGCUGCCCGCCGAGGGCGCCAUCUUCCUCACCACCUACCGGCUCAUCUUCAAGGGCACGCCCCACGACCCGCUGGUGGGUGAGAAGGUGGUGACUCGCUCGUUCCCCAUCGCCUCUCUGACCAAGGAGAAGAGGAUCUCCGUCACGUUGGCCAUGGACCACUCCGUCCAGGAGGGGCUCCAGCUGCGCUCCUGCACCUUCCAGCUGAUGAAGAUCGCCUUCGAUGAGGAGGUGGCCUCCGACCUGGCCGAGGUCUUCAGGAAGCACCUGCACAAGCUGCGCUACCCUCAGCACGUCCAGAGCACCUUCGCCUUCACCGUGGGCCAGAGCGGCAAGAUGGUGGCGGAGCACAAGGCCAAGGACAAGAACCAGUCCCUCAAGACACUUUCCAAGAACCUGGUGAAGACCGCCAAGAGGACCAUCGGCCGGCAGUACGUGACCAGGAAGAAGUUCUCGGCCCCCGCCUGGGAGAGCAGCUUCCAGGCGGAGCUGGAGGAGGACCAGGUCUCAGUGUCUGAGGAGGCGGAGCCGAGCUCGCUCACCCUGUCCUCCACCAUGCGCUCCUCCUCCUCCUCCGACCGGCAGACCAUGAGCAACGUGGUGGAGCGCGCCUGUUGCCGUGACUACCAGCGCCUGGGCCUGGGCACGCUGAGCAGCAGCCUGACGCGCUGCAAGAACGAGCCCUUCAGGAUCUCCACCGCCAACCGCAUGUACACCGUCUGCAGGAGCUACCCCGGGCUGCUGAUCGUUCCUCAGAGCAUCCCGGACACGACCAUCCAGAGGAUCUGCCGCUGCUACCGGCAGAACCGCCUCCCCGUGGUGUGCUGGAGGAACCCGCGGACCAAGGCGGUGCUGCUGCGCUCGGCCGGCCUCCACGCCAAGGGGGUGGUGGGCUUCUUCAAGUCCCCCAACGCCCCGUCCUCAGGACCCUCGCAGGCCGACUCCACCGGCCUGGAGCAGGAGAAGUACCUGCAGGCCAUCGUCAGCUCCAUGCCGGGCUACAGCGAGGGCGGCGGCAGGAACACACUCGGCGGCUUCACCUCCACCCACAUGAGCAGCUCCGACUCCUCAGACAAGCUGAGGCAGCCCAAGAUCGGAGCUCUGAUGAAGCAGGUGAUGGGCACCAAGGAGGAGACCUUCAGCAGAGGAGCUCUGGGUCAAAGGGCCAAAGUCAUCUCCCUCUCCCAGCCCAAAGUGUCUGGCCAGGCCAGGACCCCCCCUAGAGGGAAGUGGGGCAGCAUCCGGGGCAGCGGGCGCCUCAGCGCCUACAACCCCGACGUGGGCCCUCGUCUGGCCGUGCAGGAGGCCCCGCAGCCCAACGGGGGCCCGAGCGAGGCGCUGUUCCUCCGCCAGCAGAAGGCCUUCCUCUACAUCAUCGGGGACAAGGCGCAGCUCAAGGCCGGGAAGCAGGACUCGUUCCAGCAGUGGGAGGUGGUUCCCAUCGAGGUGUGUGACGCGCGGCAGGUGAAGAGCAGCUUCAAGAAGCUGAUGAAGGCCUGCGUGCCCAGCUGCUCCGGACCGGACCAGAACCUCAGCUUCCUGCGCUGCCUGGAGGAGUCCGAGUGGAUGGUUCUGCUCCACAAGGUGCUGCAGGUGUCCGUGCUGGUGGUGGCGCUGCUGGACUCGGGCUCGUCGGUCAUGGUCAGCCUGGAGGACGGCUGGGACGUCACCACGCAGGUGGUGUCUCUGGUGCAGCUGCUGUCAGACCCGUACUACCGGACGUUCGAUGGCUUCCGGCUGCUGGUGGAGAAGGAGUGGCUCUCCUUCGGCCACCGGUUCAGCCACCGGGGGGCGCAGACGCUCGGCAGCCAGAGCAGCGGCGUCACGCCCGUCUUCCUGCAGUUCCUGGACUGCGUCCACCAGAUCCACCUGCAGUUCCCCAUGGAGUUUGAGUUCAGCCAGUACUACCUGAAGUUCCUGGCCUACCACUCCGUGUCCAGCCGGUUCCGGACCUUCCUGCUGGACUCGGACUACGAGCGCAUCGAGCUGGGCGUCCUGUAUGAGGAGAAAGGAGAGAGGAGUCCCCAGGUGUGCCGCUCUGUGUGGGACUACAUCGAGCGCCUGAACAAGAAGACGCCCGUCUUCUACAACUACCUGUUCUCCCCCGAGGACGAGGAGGUGCUGCGGCCCUACACCUUCCCCUCCAACCUGAAGGUGUGGGCCUUCUACCUGGAGGAGACGCUCUCCGAGGGCCCGCCCUACGACGGGGAGCCGAGGGCCCGGCCGGAGCGGGCGGCGCCGGAGGACGCGCCCGCCUCGCGGCGCCGCGCCGUGUGGCCGUGCUACGACGGCCUGAGAGAGGCGCUGCCCGACGCCAUCACCACGCUGCUGCUCCACCUGCACGGCCUGGAGGCGGAGCUAGGACACACGCCGGACAGGUGGAGGGACACCUGGGACAAGGUGAAGACGGCCCAGAGGCCCGAGAGCCAGCCGUCGUCCUCCAGCUCGCUGCUCCUGGCGUCCAACCUGAGCCACCAGCGGCGCUCUCAGCGCGUCUACCUGCAGGAGAGCGCCGGAGGCUCCUCCCUCCACCUGGACGGAGAAGCUGGCUCCGCCUCCACGCCCGCCGCCGGCCGGCCGAGCAGCAGCUCUCUGUACAGCCAGUUCCAGAGCACGGAGAGCGAGAACAGGAGCUUUGAGGGCAUCCUGUUUAAGAAGGGCGCCAUGUUGAAACCAUGGAAGCCGCGCUGGUUCGUGCUGGACAAGACCAAACACCAGCUGCGGUACUACGAGACCCGGCAGGACAAGGAGUGUAAAGGUGUGAUCGAGCUGGGCGACGUGGAGUCCGUGGUGGCGGGGGCGUCGGCCAUGGGAGCGCCGAAGAACAUCGAGGAGAAAGCCUUCUUUGAUCUCAAGACGACGAGGCGUGUUUACAACCUGUGCGCCCAGGACCGCCUGAACGCUCAGCUGUGGAUGGACAGCAUCCAGAGCUGCCUGUCCGACGCCUGAGGGGGCGGGACUAAGGAGCCUCGAGAGCGGGGGGCUCAAGCUCCUCCCACCUCGUCAGCGCCGUGUCGAACUAAUAACUUUGCGUCACCACGUUUCAGUGUUUUGGUUUUAUGAAAAAAAUAUCAGAAAAAGAACCAAAACAAGGAAUAAAGAACGAUGUCCGUGAAGACCCCCCCCCCCCCCCCCGGACCACUAUGCACGUGAAAACCUUAGUGGAGCAUUUCUGUGACGCUUCUUACAGCGUGGACCAGCGGGAAGCCCCGCCCCCCCUGAGAGUCUGACCACUAUGUGGACCAGCGGGAAGCCCCGCCCCCGCUGAGAGUCCUGUAAGACCUGAGCAGCCGUGGUCGGUCCAGGACCACGACACGGGGAACCGGCCCGGCUGCUCGGGGGGGUCAGGGGUCAUGAAGGAUUUAUUUUUUUGUCAGAGGUCAGCGAUACUUCUCUACUUCUCUAUCUGUGUGUACUGUGAAGCCGUGACUCAGAUCAAAGCACGAGGCGUGAACCGGUCGCUGAGAGUGUUUACAAAGUAGACCCCCCACUGAGCUGACUGCUCUGUGUUCAACAUUAACGACCACUACGACAACGACCUGGAGGUCAGCUGGGGUCACAUGAUGGAGGAAUACCCUGAAACCGGGCGAGCCGCGGCACCCAGAUACAGACAUCUAUAUAUAUAAAUAUAUAUAUAUAGAUGUCUAUAUAGAUAUUUAUAUGUAUGUAUUUAUAUAUAUAAAUAUAUCUAUAUAUAGAUGUAUAUAUAGAUAUUUAUAUGGAUGUAUAUAUAUAUAUAGAUAUUUAUAUAUGUAUAUAUAUUUAUAUAUAUAUAAAUAUAUAGAUAUCUAUAUAUAGAUGUAUAUAUAGAUAUUUAUAUGUAUGUAUAUUUAUAUCUAUAUAUAGAUAUAUAUGUAUAUAUAUAUAUAUACGUGUGUGUGUGUAUAUAUGUGUGUAGCCACAUAAAUGCAGCUCUCUGAUUGGUUCCUCAGGGAAGCAGGCUCCCAGCUGUGACGUCUGGUUCAGCCUGUUCACUAAAGUAGAUCCCUACGCCUCCACAAGAGAAGAGGACUACUUUCUGACCACUGUGUGAUCCGUCACGAUCCUGUUGUUAGUGCUCAAAAUGUAAUUAUUAUUAUUUUGUACUUUUUAUUCAGCUGUGAGAGUUUAACUGGAAACGGACUCGGGUCCAAGGCGUGAGGCCACGCCCCCUCCUGCUCAGAGGCCACGCCCCUUCAGUACAGUCAGCUGGAAGGGUUCAAACACGUCAGACUGCCCCCCCCCCCCCCCCCUGUAAAAUACGUUCACCUGCUGUCGUUGAACUUUUCAUUUUAAAUUGUAUAGUCUUUAAUAACUUUGUAUAUACUCCAGAUUUGUACGUAACGUUUACGGUCGUAAUUUAUUUAACUUUGUGUCCUCAGUCUGAAGCUCCUCCCCCUCCUGUUUAAUUCCACGUGCCAUGUGUUCCUGUUUCACUGUUACGCAAUACCACCUCUGGGUCAAGACAUGUUGCUCUGGAUGUUCUGCAGGGUUCUGCUGGACCUCUAUGUUCAUGGACUAGUGAGCGGACGAGUCUCGAGGCCAACGUCCUCCUACUGUGGAGUGAUGAGCGGCCUCCCUCGGGUCGGCACUCGCCCUUCAGGUGACCUUCAGGCCAUCCGGGGCCAGACGUCCAGCGUUUUAAAUGUCUGACCGGCAGCCGAAGACAUUUUAUUGACUUCAUUGUGAGUUGCGUAACGCUUGCGUAACUUCCCGAGCAGAUGGACCAAAAUGGCGGCAGCAGGAAGUGGUCCUGCGCCUCUAGCGUACUCGUCUCCGUGGUUACGCUCGACAGCUUAACAUAACUACGUCAAACUUUUUAUUUAUUUUUCCUCUUUUAAAUAUUUUUUUAAUUAGAAAUGACUUUCUGAGCCGGUUGUGUCGUCAUGUCAACAUCGUCUAGGAUCCCAAUAAAAACUGUGGGUUUAAA